AUUAUAUAUAGUAUACAGGGUGUUUCAGUCAUCCCGUCAUCGCAAAAACUGUGGUCAAAUAUGAUUUUUAGUAUAUGCGUUAUAAAUGGAAAAAACUUGAUAGAACUUGUACAUUAACAUGAAUAACUAACUUUUGUAAUUCCUUUGGAAACAAGUAAAAGUAUGUACCAAAGUAUUUCCCCCUUAAAUACUUAAACUUGAUCAAGGGAGAUGAAACAUCCUGUAUGAGAUUGUACGAUUAGAACGUUAAGAAUGGUAUGUAAGGGUUGUAAACGGUAAAUAGGCAAUGAGAUUAAUGACAAAAGAAUACCAUAGGAUCAGUAAUGUUAACAAGAAUAUAUUUAGCAAAAUAUAAUAAAAAAACGGAAAAGUUAACCUAUGUUCGCUCCUGGGAGCGGCCAUAUUCUACCAAAAUAGAUAAGUCGAUUACGCAGGGAACUCGAAAUUAUCUCGAAACCUGUAUGCUAUUGUCAGUGGUGGAAUAAGUUGUACAAUCGUGCGCGUCUGACUUUUUGUUUUUUCAAAUUUUUCGGUUAGGCCAAAUUCAUUAGCAAAUCUAUUAGCCAGGCACUGCCAAUGAGUAUCGUACCAGCAGAUUUAGCCGUUUUUAUUUCUGAGAAUGGACUCCCAAUAAAGCCGAUGGCUGAGAGGUGAGCGAGUUUCGGCUUCUUUCGCAUCGCACGCUGUCGAUUGGACGGUGCAUUGGUACAGUGCGAGGAAGAUAUUGUUUUCCUUGGCCAACAAUUGAACAAAGUAUUCGAAGAGUGGUUCAAAUAAUUCGCUAAUAGAACGCGUGCGUGCAACGUAUUAUACAGGUUGCAAAACCAGAGUUUUUACAAUGUUUUGCAUACAGUCCGUUAAUCUGUUUCAAUCUUUUUUUAACUUAAGAACAAUCGUAUGGGCACAGGAACAAAGAUUCCAAUAUAGCUUCUGGAUGUAUAAAUAUGCCAGGCUGUGCAGCAGUUGGCUGCAAUAAUCGUAGUGAAAAGGGAUAUAUUAUGAAAUGUUUUCCACGUGAUCCUAAACUCAGGAAAAUUUGGCAAGAACGCGUGGCUAGAGCUGAUUGGGAACCAUCAAAUAAUUCUUUCCUUUGUCACGUACAUUUUGAACCACAGGAAUGGUCUAUUACCCAAACUGGAAGAAUUAGAUUAAGGAAGAACGCUGUACCAUCUAUAUUUACUGUAACAUCCACCAGGAAAUCACCUAAAAAAAAGACAAAGAUAAUCAAUAUUAAAGAAGAAAAUUUUUCACAAAGUGAAUACAGUGCAGAAUACAUGGAGAUUGACACUGAACAUUCGUCCACUGGACACUUGGAAGAGAAGGACUCUGAUUCCCAAGAUGUUUGUGAAUCAUCUACACAGUCCAAUGAAAAUAUAUUGAAAGAUGCUUCCAAGCCCAUAGAAGAAACUAAAGAGAAAGAAGAAAGUAUUAAUUCUGAAGUUAAUAAUAAAAGUGCAAUCAUGAUUGCUGAAGAUAAUCUGACAGACAUUAGCGAUGCUGUAAAGCAAAAUAGUCCUAAAGCAAAAGUAAACGAUGAUAAUCUAGAAUCUCCAUUACCAAGUACCAUUGUGAAGAAGGAGGUGAAAUUAGAAGUUAUGGAUCACAACACAUUUGAGGAUAGUUAUGAUGAAAUUGAAGAGAAGUUGAAACAAAUAUGUGAUGGUGGUUCUACUGAAGAUGAAAAUUAUAAGAACAAGCAGAAAAAUAAGAGUCAGAAAGAAGAAGAAAAUACAGAAAUAAUAGAUAUAAACUGUGACCGUAACAACGAUGAACAUAAGGUUGCCGUACCUGUUAAUGGAAGUCAUAAUAUUCAACCAAAAAGUGAAGUUGCACAUACCACUGCAGAGAAAGAAGAAAAUGUCGAAAUAAUCUUUGGCAUUGAAAGUGGAGAUGAAAAAGUGUCUGGAUCUCAAAUGACAUCAAAAGUAAAUAAAUUAAACGAUAAUUCUUUAGAAUAUAAUGAAGCAAUUACUAUUAAGGAUGAGAAAAAAGUGUUCAAUGAGGAUAUAGAGGAAAAUUUUACUAAGGAUGAAGUACAUGUUAUACCAAAUAUAAGAGCUGCCAUGAAACGCAAGAGAAGAACUAGAGAAGAGAUCAUGAAGUCAAUAAAAAAAUCAAUUAGGAGUACAUCUGAUGCAGACAUUAAUACUUCUAGCAAUAGUGAAUUAUCAGACAUAGAAAUGAAAAAUGAAUCAUCAGUGUUCUCACAAGCAAUUAAGAAUAUCGAUAAAACAAAUGAUACAGAGAUUGAAACAGCUAAAUUUGUUAUAAAAGUAACUGGUGAUCCUGAUGAUGUAAGUGAAAUUAUUGAAGAAUUAUCAUCUAGUACAUUAGAAGCCCAAAAAUUCAAUACUCUUUAUAAAAAUGAAGGAAAUAGUUCAUUUGUUACAUCUGUUAUAACGGUGUUAUCACCUAAAAAUCCUACAGAAAUAGCAUAUAGUAACCUUAGUAGUCCAGUAACAAAGGAUGACUAUAUAGCUGUGAGCAGAAAUGAGGCAGCUGUAGAUCAUCCUCCAUGUGAUGGACCUGAAUUUGUAAGUUUAGAUUUAGCAAAUAGUUCUAAAAAGAGUCAUCCCGGUUCUGAAGAGGAGAAUAAAAGUCAAAUGCAAACUAAGUGUACAGUACAGAGUCCUACAACCAACACUGAAGCUUCUUCUCAAGUGAAGAAUGAUAAAUGUUGUACAUCUCCUAACUGUGAUGAUCUAUUAGACAGAAUACAAAUUCAAGAAGAUGUAAUCGGAAAAUUGAUCGAUCAACUGAUCAUCUAUAAAGAAAUAGAGAACAGUAUGAGGAAUAAAAAUGUUGGUCAAGACAUUCAGGCUAAGGAACAUGAAACAACUCCCAGGAUUCUUACAAGGUCGAGCAAUACACAGUCUCCAGCACUCACUAAAAAAGUGUUGGAAUCCAAACAGAGACUGAUAGAAGAUUUAUCUAAUAGAGUAAAUUACUUCGAAGAAAUGAAUAAAAAACUGAUGAAGACUGUAACAUUGGAGUCACAACAGAAGAGAAAACUCGAGGGACAAAUCAGGCAGAAAGACAAUAGGAUCAAGGAACUUAAUUGGAAACUAGAGAAGGCUUCCAAAUAUCUUGAAAGAGCAGAGAAAAACACAAACACGUAUAGAAGAAAAAUGUUAAACAUGCAGACUAUUAUGAGAAGAAGAAAACUGUUGGAUGAAAAAAUGACAAAGUUCAAUGAAAUGUUAAUUGAUAGUUCUAGACAGGAAUUUUCGGAAAAGGCUUUAACCAUGGCAGCAGAUAUUAGAAAAACUUGUGGAAGAAUUGGCUAUGAUAAAUUACUUUCUUAUGGCUUUCCUUUACCGCCGUUACCGGCUUUGAGAAAGGGAGUUCUUAAUGAAGAUGUAACAGAUCAAACUAAGAGUGAUGUAGAGAAAUCAACGAACUCUGGUUCAAAGUUGAACAUUAAAGCAGAGAAUGCACAGAAUAUAAGUGACGAGUGUGAAGCAGAUGGGAAGGAUGCACAAGUUCCUGACUCAACUGCUAAAACAGGUGAAUUGGAUGGGGCAGAGACUGUAACAGGAACUGUACAAGAUAUUUUCGAAGAAAAUAAUGAUGGUGAUGACUUUAGUACAAAUGAAUUAAGAGAACAUUUUAUUCUGCAGUUGAAUGCAGUUAUGUAGCCAUGGUACUAUAGCUUAAGAAUAGCUGUCUUUUUUACCAUUUUAGAAUUGAAAAACGUAAUAGUAAAAUCAUGAAUAUUUAGAUAGGUUUUCUUCUGUCAUUGUAUAAUAUCCAUUAUGCACCUAAUUAUAUUUAUUGUACAAUAUCAAUUGUACAAUAACGAUUGUACAAUAUCAAUUAUAUUUAUUGUACAAUACCAUUUCAUGCUGUCGCUGAUAAUGUAAAUAUAUGUAUAAACAUUAUAUGUGUAAUAUAAAAUAUUACUUCACUGCUAAAUUACGAUAUUGAAUCAUUGUGCAUAAAUGCUUCGGUGCAUUUUACGAACAACAAUCGAUUAUUUCAUUAAACAUGUUUGCUACAAAUUUAUCUAAAC
Nomia melanderi (Alkali bee) is the source of this 4012-nucleotide messenger RNA. RefSeq lists its product as uncharacterized. The record is from RefSeq and is a predicted model, not a curated record. NCBI's taxonomy places the organism in Eukaryota, Metazoa, Arthropoda, Insecta, Hymenoptera, Halictidae.